AUGCUUGUUAUCUUCCAUUGCCAAGCGAGUGGCUGGUAUCCGGACCCUUCAGUGUCCUGGGUGGUCAGUGGCACCACUGUGGACAGAGGCGACUACAACACCAGCAGUCUCCAGGACCCCAAAGGCCUUUUCAACUCCACCAGUGUGCUUCAGAUAAAAGCAGAGACAAAAAAAGGAAAUGUCAGGAUUUUGGAGAGUGAUCAGUCAGUUCAAGAGGGGAUGCUUGUUAUCUUCCAUUGCCAAGCGAGUGGCUGGUAUCCGGACCCUUCAGUGUCCUGGGUGGUCAACGGCACCACUGUGGACAGAGGCGACUACAACACCAGCAGUCUUCAGGACCCCAAUGGCCUUUUCAGCUCCACCAGUGUGCUUCAGAUGAAAGCAGAGACGAGCACCAUGGUGGAGUGUUGGGCAUCUGUGUCUGCCGCUCGAGCCCACCAGAGCAGCAGUCUCAAGCUGACUGUAGUGGCACCGAAUACUCCACAGGACUACACAGUUGUGAUCGCUGUGAUAGUGUCGGUGUGUACGAUCAUUCUGCUGGCAGUGCUCAUCCUGGUCUUGUACUAUAGAAAAAAAGUGACAAGUAAGCGAAUCCAUUUGACAUUUCUCUUAAAAGUUCCUUUUAAAACUCUCCUGCAAGUUAUUAAACCAAUGAAGAGGGAAGUUAAAGCAGUGCUUGCCAUAAAUUGA
Sinocyclocheilus rhinocerous is the source of this 687-nucleotide messenger RNA. Its product is annotated as cell surface glycoprotein MUC18-like. The record is from RefSeq and is a predicted model, not a curated record. Bases 1 to 687 code for a protein of 228 amino acids. NCBI's taxonomy places the organism in Eukaryota, Metazoa, Chordata, Actinopteri, Cypriniformes, Cyprinidae. The transcript is spliced from 3 exons.